This is a messenger RNA of Camponotus floridanus (Florida carpenter ant), 962 nucleotides long. RefSeq lists its product as uncharacterized. The transcript has 2 exons. Bases 300 to 797 code for a protein of 165 amino acids. The record is from RefSeq and is a predicted model, not a curated record. Lineage: Eukaryota; Metazoa; Arthropoda; Insecta; Hymenoptera; Formicidae.
GAUAUACUACUUCCAACAGUUAGCAGUCAACCUCAAUGGCUGCAGUAGAUCGUAACAAGUGCUGCGCGAUUUUGUUCCAUAACAUAGGGAAAAAUAAAAAUAUUACAACUAUUAAUAUCCAGACAUUUGAAUAAAAUUCAAUGUAUCACAUUCUGAACACAACAUCUUCAAAGACGAACAUUUUAAUAGGACAUAUUUUGAAUUAAAUACUAAAAAAUGUAGGAUUUUAUAAUUGAUAUUUGGGAAAGAGGUAUAAUCUGAUAUAAUCGCUUGAUGGAUAGAAAAUUGUUUGAUGUAUAAUGGGGAAAAUAAAGAGAAUACCAAGGCCGUUUAUAAAAAUUAAACGCCUUUCGAGGAGAAAAAAAAUGAUUCUGUUGGGUUGUGAAAUUAAAAAAGAAUUACGAUGGAGAUGGGAACAGCAUAAGAUGGAUGCUACUUUGGAAGCUAUUGGUACGAAUAAUAUCAACGCAUUAAGAAUUUCUGCGGAUCCAGAUAUUGACAUGGAAUAUAUUAAAGGCAUGUCAACCCUAUCGAUUUACGACCGUAAUUAUAGAAACCCGAUGCAAGAAAAUAUAUCUGAAGUUUCCAUGUAUAUCAGACCCGACGUGAUGCGUAAGCUAAAUAAUUUAGAUAUCAGCGAUGAAAACGAAGCAAAUUAUAACGCAAACACACCGCAACAGGACAUCGAAUACGAUAUGUUACAACAAACUUCGUAUCUUCGUAUAAGCGAUAUUAACGAACCAGAUAUAAAUGAAAGAAUAAGAAAUAUUAUCGUAUCGGACUUAAAUGUAAAAUAAAAUAAGUGUUAAAGAUUUAGAGAAGACAUAUAUAUUAUCUCCAUAUUUAACAUGAAUCACUCUAUUUAUUUCAAUGUAUCGCUUUGUGCGUAAAUAAACUCAUUUUGUGCAAUAUAUAUAGCUUUAAUAAUGUUUGUAGCACGAUAUUAUAUGCGAGUUUUAUAU